CUUUGCAGUUUGAAUGGGCCUGGCAGCACCCCAACUGUAUCGGAGGUGGUUAGGCAGGCUGCUGCAAGCUUUAAAUAACUGGGAGAGCUUGUCAGUAAGAUCAAACUUGCAUACACCAUGCUCACUCUCCCUCCUUGGCAGAGCUUGAACAUCACUGUAAACUUCUUUUCAACCCAGUACACCAAACAUUCUGCUGGUUGUCCACCCCUUCCGGAGCAGAUGAAGGUCAAAGUCUGCUCCAUGGAUGAGCUUGCUUCCUGUACUAAACUAUCUGAUGACCUUUUGGAAAAUGAAGAUGAGUGGCGUCAUGAAAGGGAAUGUGAUGAAGAUAUGAAUUCCAGUACACUACCCGAAGAAACAUUAUUGGACUUCAGGACUCAUAAUUCAGCAGCUGAUCAGCAGAGUGAUAGUGGCAUUAGAAUGAAUGAAAUAUAUGGAUGCAGUAAAGAAUUAGGAGAAGAUGAGUGGUAUAAUGGAAAAGAAUGUGAUGAAGCUAUGAAAGAUGGUACAUGACAGGAAGAAACAUUAUCAGAUCUUAUAAUUCCAAGGUCAGCAGAUGAUCAGCAGGAUGAUACUGGCAA
Prunus mume (Japanese apricot) is the source of this 581-nucleotide messenger RNA. Lineage: Eukaryota; Viridiplantae; Streptophyta; Magnoliopsida; Rosales; Rosaceae. The record is from RefSeq and is a predicted model, not a curated record.